This is a messenger RNA of Bicyclus anynana (squinting bush brown), 2248 nucleotides long. RefSeq names its product tetratricopeptide repeat protein 30A (gene Ttc30). NCBI's taxonomy places the organism in Eukaryota, Metazoa, Arthropoda, Insecta, Lepidoptera, Nymphalidae. The transcript is spliced from 2 exons. The record is from RefSeq and is a predicted model, not a curated record. Bases 76 to 2064 code for a protein of 662 amino acids. Gene Ontology annotation, cellular component: axonemal microtubule; intraciliary transport particle B. Gene Ontology annotation, biological process: intraciliary transport. Gene Ontology annotation, molecular function: protein binding; intraciliary transport particle B binding.
CAAUAUAAAACAACACACCAGAAAACACUGAAGGCUUUAGAUUAGUAGUGUAUGUAAAUCUUCUUAUAAGUAAAAAUGGAUUAUUUACAAAUAUCAGAUGGUCAAUACACGAAAACAAUUUAUACAAUGAUAAAGGAAACAAGAUAUGACGACGCUAUAAAAGCUCUCAACGACGCUAUGAACUUCAACCCAAACAGAGUUGGGUUAUCUCUACUUGGUUAUUGUUACUUCAGAACACAAUCUUUUGUGGAAGCAGCAAAUUGCUACGAACAACUUUCGGCUAUGCACCCAGACGUGCCUGAAUACAGGCUUUAUUUCGCUCAAGCUCUAUACGAAGCUUCAAUGUUUGAAGAGGCAUACAAAGUGACCAUGCAAAUAACCUCACCAGAACUGGAAAGGAAUGUCACCAAACUACAAUCUGCUAUUAAAUACGGCGAAGAAGAUAAUAUAUCUGCCAAAAGUCUCGUUGAUUCGUAUCCUCAAGAUGACCCUGAUAAAGAUAUUAAUCUAGGAUGUUUACUAUAUAAAGAAAACCAGUACGAUGAAGCGCUGCAAAAAUUCUCAAAAAGUUUGAACAUUUUGGGCUUCAAUGCUCAUCUUCAUUAUAACGUAGCGCUAUGCUACUUUAGACUAAAAGAAUAUCCUCAAGCAUUAAAACACAUCACUCUGGUAAUCGAAAGAGGAAUCCGGGAUCAUCCAGAAUUAGCAGUUGGAAUGCAGUCUGAUAUCUCUGAAGUAAAAUCAGUCGGAAAUACAUUGACGCUUCACGAAACGGCACUGACAGAAGUAUUUAAUCUGAAGGCUGCUAUAGAAUAUCAAUUGAAAAACAUUGAAUCAGCAAGAGAAGCUUUAUCGGAUAUGCCUCCACGACAUGAGCAUGAAUUGGAUGCAGUAACCUUGCAUAAUUUAGCUCUUACCUCCAUUGAUAUGAAACCAACUGACGGUUUCGAAAAAUUACAUUUUUUACUUCAACAAGAUCCUUUCCCACCUGAAACAUUUGCAAAUUUGCUACUGUUGUACUGUAAAUUUGAAUAUUACGAUCUAGCUGCAGAUAUUUUAGCAGAAAACGCGCAGUUUACGUACAAAUAUUUAACACCAUAUCUCUACGACUUUUUGGAUGCAAUAAUUACAAGCCAAACUUCCCCGGAAGAAGCUUUUCAGAAGUAUGAAGAUAUUGCAUCUAAGCAUGCAGAACAUUUAAGAAAACUCACAAAAGUAGUUCAAGAAAGUCGUUCUCAAGGUGACAAUGAUCAGGUCAAGAAGGCAGUAGUUGAAUAUGAAGAGGCCUUAGAAAGAUACAUUCCCGUCGUAAUGGCCCAAGCAAAAAUUUACUGGGACAAGGAAAAUUAUGGACAGGUUGAGAAAAUAUUUCGCAAAUCGGUCGAAUUCUGCAAUGAAUCUGACGUAUGGCGCUUAAACGUAGCGCAUGUACUAUUUAUGCAAGAGAACAAAUACAAAGAAGCAGCCAGUUUCUAUGAACCAAUCGUCAAGAAACAGUACGACAACAUUUUAGAAAUAAGCGCUGUUGUUUUAGCCAAUCUGUGUGUAUCUUACAUAAUGACUUCUCAAAAUGAGGAAGCCGAGGAUAUCAUGAGGAAGAUAGAGAAAGAAGAAGAACAACAGAUAUUUGAGGAUCCACAGAAAAAGUUCUACCACUUGUGUAUUGUUAAUUUGGUGAUCGGCACUUUGUAUUGUGCUAAGGGAAAUUACGAAUUUGGUAUAUCGCGUGUAAUAAAAUCUCUGGAGCCUUUUAACAAGCGUCUCGGUACUGACACUUGGUUUUAUGCAAAAAGGUGUUUCUUGUCGUUUUUGGAAAAUCUCGCCAAGCAUUUGAUCGUUGUUAAGGACAACACAAUAAAGGAGUGCUUACAAUUUCUUGAAGGAUGUGAGACAUAUGGCAGACGGGUAUCCACAGUGAUAGAAACCCCAUUUCAAGAAGAAGACGCAAACAACAAAGCAAAGCAAACUGUGACAUAUGAAGCUAGACUUUUACGUUACAUGUUUUAUAAACUACGAAGCAUUGACGAUUCAGUCACUAUUAAUAAGUAUGAAGAUUUAAAAUAAGAUCCUCACCUGGUGCAAUAUCUCUUUUCUGUUUGCCAGCCGGUUUUCUUGCAUCCUUAUGUUUUAAUACAAAUGGUCUUUCUUGGCCAAAAGAGAUUGAAGCUAUGGGCAUCGUGGGAUCUAAAUCAGGUUCAUUGUCCCUAUGUUCACCCAUAUGGUCUGUACCGCUCCUAUAUCUAUGUAU